GAGGCUCAAUCUCAUGAACCAUAAGAUAUAACCUGAGCCGAAGUCAAGAGUCUGACUCAGGCGAUUGAGCCACCCAGGCACCCCUAGUCGUGGUCUUGUUAGGGCUACUAGGGUCAAGUUGGGGAUAUUAGUGCCAAGAGUUGUAGCUUGAAGGAGUGAGUGGACACGGUGAAGGUAAAAAUAACUCUACUUUAUUGAACACAUACUUCUUCCCUUGUACUGUUCUUCACACAACAGUUUUAGGAAGUUCUAGUUCAGGUAAGUUCUAUUAUCAUUACCUUUAUGUGAGGAAAUAAAGGUUUUCUAAAGCUUAUGACAUGUAUUAUCCUAAAAUGGCAGAACUAGGCCAUCUUGGUUCACAGCCCAAAUUGAAACCCAGGCUCUUCAAGUUCAGGGCACACACCUUUAACCUCUAUGUACUACUACCUGCUGUUAUAUUGGACCUUUAGUUUAAUGGCACCAACAGCACUUGAUUAGAGCUGUACAAUAUGCUCUCCCAAGUCCUCAUUCAAUGCCUCAAAUUACUGGAUGAGAAGAGGCAGCUCCUGUAGGUUAAAUAAUCACACGGCUCACAGAGCAUGGACCAGCAGCUGGGAUCCAGGUUUCUCUCCAGAGCCACAGUGGCUGUGUGUUCCCCUACACCAUGUUGAGGCUUCUGACAGCUCUCUCAGACUUCUGGUCCAGCUUUCAUAGUAAUAAACCGCCUUCUAUCAUAUUUAUUUGUACGUUUGAAUCCUGACGUCAGUCUGAGGGUAGCAGAUAUCACUUGAUUUAUAUGGGCAGUCCCCGUGCUCAGAUUAUGUAUAUUGAAUGAAGGUGUGGAUAAAUUAAAAAAUUAGUCUUGCCACAUAGUCAUGUGAAUAUUUUAUUUCUAGACUUCCUCAAGAGUUUAACCACCAAUAUCUUCGUGAGAGGAGACCACAUACAAUAGUUUGCUUAUACCUUUGUUCUUUCUCUAUGGUUUUCCCAAAAGUAAACUCAAUUCCACAUACACAUUGAGUAGAACAUUUUUGCAUGCACAAAGAAAUGUGAUUACAAAUAACUUUGGAAGAGGAUUAGUCGUAAUUUGUACCUUUUGUAAGCAAAAUGAAUGAGGAUACUAUUAAAAGCUGGUGGAUUGGGGCUUUCAGUAAUCAAAUAAAAUCUGCAGCUCUGUCAGCCACCCCUCCCCACCCCCCCCACCCCAAUUCCUUAGCCUCUGUGAAUAAAGCAGUGACCUGGGAGUUCUUGAGCCCGCUCCCCCACUCCUCGGAAAGGUCUUGCCAACUCGGCAUUGUCCUGUUGGAUUUGCAGUCAGAUGUCUUAUGCUGGCAGGCACUGGGCAGGCAAUGAGUUCUUUCCCUGUAAAUUGGGCACAAAAAGACCGGCAUGGGAGCAGCCUCUUUGGGGACAGCUGCUCUGAGACAAUGCUGUAAGCAAGGCAGAAAUUCCUCCUAGCAGAGGGCGACUGGUGGGAGGAGUUCAGUUUGCUAAGUAUUGUCAUUUGCCGAGAGUAGGUGUGUGCACAAGAAGGAGUCUUAACCUGGAGAAUCAUUAACUCUUUCAGUCAGCUGGCUAGCUGCGGUGGCUCGGCAGGUUGGUCUCGGAGGCUCCUGCUCAGGAAGGCCAGGGAGAAGUGGAAUCACUUUUUCAUGGGGGACCACUUUGAGAAGGGCCAGCACGCUCUGCUCAAUGAAGGAGAAGAGAAUGAAAUGAUGUGUUCUCCUCUGAGGAACUAUAGGAAAAUCAAAGAUGAUUCUCAUGUUCUUGCUGAAUUUAAAGCUGUAUUUGUCAAUUACAAUGCAAUCAAGAGAGAGUUAGAAAUGUGUACUUCAGAUUAAUAAGGCCUUUCUGCUGAUUGUGAGCUAUUUGGCUACCGGACUCAAGGCUGCCGGAAAACCCUCUGUCUUGCUGGAUCCAUCUUCUCAUUUGGGAUCCUCCCCUUGGUGUUUUACUGGAGACCUGCUUGGCACGUGUGGGCAAACUGCGUCCCGUGUUCCUUGCAAGAGGCAGAUGUCGUGUUGCUGAGGACAACAGAUGAAUUCCACACUUACUCAUGGAAAAAGGUAAUGUGGAUCUACUUGUCAUCAUUAAACAGCACGUUUGGUGUCACUCCUGACCACCCUCUCAUUACAGAUGAGGAGGACAUCAUAAAUAGAGUCAUCAGAAAGCCAGACCUAAAGGUGAGAUGUAUAAAAGUGCAGAAAAUAAGAUAUGUUUGGAACAACUUAGAAGGACAGUUCCAGAAAAUUGGUUCUUUGGAAGACUGGCUCAGUUCUGCCAAGAUACAUCUGAAAUUUGGAUCAGGUCUAACAAGAGAAGAACAAGAGAUUAGGAGGUUAAUAUGUGGACCUAAUACUAUCGAUGUUGAAAUCACACCAAUUUGGAAACUACUCAUCAAAGAGGUUUUAAAUCCAUUUUACAUAUUUCAACUCUUCAGUGUCUGUUUGUGGUUUAGUGAAGACUAUAAGGAAUAUGCUUUUGCCAUCAUAAUCAUGUCCAUCAUGUCCAUAGCGUUGACGGUAUAUGAUCUCAGAGAGCAAUCUGUAAAGCUCCACCACCUAGUUGAGUCACAUAAUAGCAUAACAGUCUCCGUAUGUGGGAGAAGAGCUGGAGUCCAAGAGCUGGAAUCACGCUUCCUGGUACCUGGAGAUCUAUUAAUUUUGACGGGGAACAAAGUGCAAAUGCCAUGCGAUGCCAUCCUGAUUGAUGGCAGCUGUGUGGUAGAUGAAGGCAUGCUGACAGGAGAAAGUAUUCCAGUCACUAAAACUCCAUUGCCCAAGAUGGAGAGCUCCAUGCCCUGGAAAACGCAGAGUGAAGCCGAUUAUAAAAGGCAUGUCCUUUUCUGUGGGACAGAGGUUAUCCAAGCCAAGGGAGCAUGCUCUGGGACCGUGAGGGCGGUGGUGCUACAGACUGGAUUCAACACUGCAAAAGGGGACCUCGUGAGAUCCAUUCUGUACCCGAAGCCAAUGAAUUUUAAGCUUUACAGGGAUGCCAUCAGGUUCCUCCUGUGCCUUGUAGGGACAGCAACCAUUGGGAUGAUCUAUACUUUGUGCGUCUAUGUGCUCAGCGGGGAGCCUCCAGAGGAGGUGGUGAAGAAAGCCCUUGAUGUCAUCACAAUUGCGGUCCCUCCUGCUCUACCUGCUGCUCUGACCACAGGCAUUAUCUAUGCCCAGAAGAGGCUGAAGAAGAGAGGCAUCUUUUGCAUCAGCCCCCAGAGGAUCAAUGUAUGUGGACAAUUAAACCUUGUCUGCUUUGACAAGACAGGCACCUUAACAAGGGAUGGUUUGGAUCUCUGGGGAGCCGUGCCCUGCGAUAGGAGUGGGUUCCAGGAAGUCCACAGCUUUGUGUCCGGCAGGUCUUUGCCAUGGGGCCCGCUGUGUGCGGCCAUGGCCAGCUGCCACUCUCUGAUUCUUCUUGAUGGGACCAUCCAGGGAGAUCCUCUGGAUCUCAAGAUGUUUGAAGCCACCACCUGGGAGAUGGCGGUUUCUGGGGACGAUUUCCACAUCAAGGGAGUGCCAGCACAUGCCAUGGUAGUUAAGCCCUGCAAAACAGCCAGCCAGGUGCCAGUGGAAGGAAUUGCAAUCCUGCAUCUGUUCCCAUUCUCAUCAGCACUGCAGAGGAUGACAGUCAUUGUCCAAGAGAUGGGGGGUGACCGGCUGGCAUUCAUGAAAGGUGCACCGGAAAGGGUGGCCAGCUUUUGCCAACCUGAGACAGUACCAACUAGUUUUGUUAGUGAACUUCAGAUUUACACGACACAGGGCUUCCGGGUCAUAGCACUGGCCUACAAGAAGCUAGAAAUGGAUCAUCACACCACUGCCUUCACCAGGGACAAAGUAGAAUCAGACCUGAUAUUUCUGGGAUUGCUCAUCUUGGAGAAUCGGUUGAAAGAAGAAACAAAACCAGUUCUGGAAGAGCUCAUCUCUGCCCGGAUAAGGACUGUAAUGAUCACAGGUGACAAUCUUCAGACUGCAAUAACAGUGGCCAGAAAGUCUGGAAUGGUUUCUGAAAGCCAACAAGUCAUUCUGAUUGAAGCGAAUGAAAUCACUGGGUCUUCAUCAGCAUCUAUAUCUUGGAAAUUAAUAGAAGAGAAGUCCAUUGCAUACAGCAAUCAGGAUAAUUACAUUAAUAUCAAGGAAGAAGUCUCUGAUCAUGGCAGAGAGGGAAGUUACCAUUUUGCCUUAAGUGGAAAAUCCUUUCAGGUUUUAAGUCAACAUUUCAGUAGCCUACUCCCAAAGAUACUGAUAAAUGGAACAAUCUUUGCAAGAAUGUCUCCUGGGCAGAAAUCCAGUCUGGUGGAAGAAUUUCAGAAACUGGAUUACUUUGUAGGUAUGUGCGGUGAUGGAGCCAAUGACUGCGGGGCUUUGAAAAUGGCUCACGUGGGCAUCUCUUUAUCAGAACAGGAGGCAUCUGUGGCCUCACCUUUCACUUCUAAAACUCCAAACAUUGAGUGUGUACCUCACCUUAUCAAGGAAGGACGUGCCGCUCUCGUUACCUCAUUUUGCAUGUUCAAGUACAUGGCACUGUACAGCAUGAUCCAGUAUGUUGGUGUUCUGCUGCUCUACUGGGAGACAAACAGCCUUUCAAAUUACCAGUUUCUGUUCCAGGAUCUGGCCAUCACAACUCUUAUUGGUGUAACAAUGAAUUUGAAUGGUGCCUACCCCAAGCUGGUGCCCUUCAGGCCUGCAGGACGGCUGAUCUCCCCACCUCUGCUGCUCUCUGUGAUUCUCAACAUUCUUCUCAGCUUAGCCAUGCACAUUGUGGGCUUCAUUCUGGUUCAGAGGCAGCCUUGGUAUUCCAUGGAGAUGCACAGUGCCUGCACAGUGCAAAAUGAAAGCAUCUCAAAGUUAACCAUUUCUCCCACUGCUCCAGAAAAAAUUGGAAGUAAUGGUGCCUUCACAAGCUUCGAAAACACUACCAUAUGGUUCUUGGGAACAAUCAACUGUAUCAUCGUGGCUCUUAUUUUCUCUAAAGGAAAACCAUUUAGGCAGCCCAUAUAUAAAAAUUAUAUAUUUGUCCUUGUGCUGGUCAUACAGCUGGGUGUAUGUCUAUUCAUUCUAUUUGCUGAUAUUCCAGAAUUAUACAGGCGUUUGGAUCUUCUCUGCACUCCUCUUCUGUGGAGGGUUUACAUCAUCAUUAUGCUCAGCUCCAACUUCAUUGUGUCCCUUGUGGUGGAGGAGGCCAUUAUUGAAAACCGAGCCCUGUGGACAACAUUCAAAAGGUGUUUUGGCUAUCAAUCAAAAAGCCAGUAUCGGAUAUGGCAGAGGGCCUUGGCAGAUGACCCCAGCUGGCCCCCGCUAAACCAAACGUCCUACUCUGACAUGCCAGAGUGUGGCAGGGGGGUGUCUUACAGCAAUCCGGUGUUUGAGAGCAAUGAGGAACAACUCUGAAGCCAAAGUGAUCUCUAAGGUGAUAAAGCAUAGAAACAAUGACAAAAGGGACCAGUUUCAGUAAUUUUCAAACAAUGGGACUCUUACAAAAUCUGCUGGAGUUUUUGGAAUAAAAAAACCUAUCCAAUCACGAUCACAAAUUCAAGUUUACCUGAUAAAAUACUUUCUACAGAGCAGAACACUGCCCCCAGAAGAGUGCCUUCCUCUUGAUUCUCAAAGUAUUGAUGGUGUUGGUGAAUCAAGAGUGAGCCAACGAUGGCAAUCAGCCCAGAGACUGGGAGGCUAAAGGACAAGGAGAAUAUAUAAUCUCUUUCCUUAGGUAACAUUUUUUAAAUGAAUUGAGAGAAAGUAGCACCAUGUGUAGCCAUAGAAAUAUAACAUGUGAAGGAUCACCUUUGAAUUCUUAUUUUAUUGAUGGAAAAACAAGUGCAUGAGAGCCAUUAUACCAGUC
Messenger RNA from Felis catus (domestic cat), 5820 nucleotides. RefSeq names its product ATPase 13A4 (gene ATP13A4). Gene Ontology annotation, molecular function: polyamine transmembrane transporter activity; ATP binding; ATP hydrolysis activity. The record is from RefSeq and is a predicted model, not a curated record. The coding region runs from base 2049 to 5369 and encodes 1106 amino acids. Gene Ontology annotation, biological process: polyamine transmembrane transport; intracellular calcium ion homeostasis. The transcript has 31 exons. NCBI's taxonomy places the organism in Eukaryota, Metazoa, Chordata, Mammalia, Carnivora, Felidae. Gene Ontology annotation, cellular component: late endosome membrane.